Molecule: messenger RNA, 1600 nt
Organism: Diuraphis noxia (Russian wheat aphid)
Lineage: Eukaryota; Metazoa; Arthropoda; Insecta; Hemiptera; Aphididae
Source: RefSeq, a predicted model, not a curated record
CUAGUACCACGACUGCGACGGUAAACCUUACUACCUYAGUCGGCCAGCAAUUACUAUCACCAUUAGGCAUUAGUCGCUGACGGAGCAACAGCAGUCGAGGGAGUGCGUCAUCAGAGAGCGUUCGUCCACCGACUGUCUCCACUCAAGAUAGUUGAAGUCGACUACGAACAACAAUAAUAUGGUCUCCGAUGCCGCCGAUUAGCCCGUGUCGGCCGGCUAUGUAUUGUCAGUUUGGAUUUGGCGGCGUCGGAUCCAUGGGUGACAACAUUAGGAAGAAGGCCACCAGCGACACGUUGCCCAAACCUGGAAAGGUCAACUCUGUGUGUAAAGAAUGGUUGGUCCAUGAAGAUGGUGCAUUGGCAUAUCAUUUACAAAAGUUGGAAGUUGAUGAACAUUACAAUGGCAAUCGUUCGCGAAAUGCUAUCGUUCGACAAGACUUGCCUACAGCCAAGGAGGAACAAGAACGUGAAAUACGUGAAGCUGAAGAACGAUAUGGGGCAUUCAUCAAAGAACAGGAAGAAAAAGAUCUCAGAGUUGCAAUGGAAUUAGCUGAAAAAUUGUCAAAAAAAAAAUAUGCACAUGACAUUGAGGUUAAUGCAAAUGCAAAUUCAGCCGGAGGAGGUAGACCAGGAAUAUUAAAAAAACAUUGCCAACCAAAAUCAACAAAAAGUUUCACAGUAGAGUCCAAUGAAUAUACUGAGUUUGAUAUUGAUGAUAUUUUGCAUGACAUUGACUAUGAAGAAGAAGUCAACCGUCAAAUUCAAGAACAAAAGGAUGCUGAAUUGGCUAAGCGACUACAAGAACAAGAAGGGYGCCCCAUGUCAAUUGAAGAUAGGGAUAGAUUAAUUGCUAUUGAAACACAAGACUGUGAAUUGGCUAAGCUUUUACAAGAAAAAGAAAAAGCGCGAUUAAGGAGAGCUCGCGAAAAAGCAAAACAAAAAGCAUUACUUAAAAAACAACAACAGUUGGAUGAAUCAACUGAAGUCGUAUCAACCACUCAAGAACCUCUUUCUAACAUCGCUAUAGCUAUUGAUCCAACAUAUAGUUCAAGAAGAACAGAAUUACAAGACAAUUUUUGUAGUACUUCUAAUGCUCCAUCUUCAUCAUUAGAUGAUGUUCCUCCUUAUAUGCCAAUUCAAGGACAACGACGUAGUAAUCAUACAGAUAAAAAAAAGAAGUCAAAGACUGAUAGUGUUGCAUCAUUUUUUAAAGUAUUCAAGUAGUGUUUUAGUGGAAAUAUAAAAUGUGAUAUUUCAAUAUUUUAGAUUCUGAAUAUAGUAAAAAUGUUAUUCUAAUUAAUAUUAAAUUUUUUAUUUUGUAAUUAUAUUCAUUAUUAAUCAAAACCUGGUAUUCCACCAAUUUAUAAAACUGUGUUCAUAGUCUAUCUGAACAUAUUUUUAUAAUUCUUGCGAGUUGAUAUAAUGAAAUUUUUUUUUAUGUUUCAUUUGUUGUCGAUUAUAUUUUUACCUUAAAGGUAGUAGAAUAUGCUAAAAUGUAUAUAUAUAUAUAUAUAUUUUCUCAUUCUUAUUGUAAUUGUGACACUAGUUGCAUUAAUCUAUUGAUAAUAUUGGUUACGAGAUAAAAAUUUGUAUGUACAGUG